AAGACUUCCCAUUAGCCGACUUGAACGACUGACCUCGUCAUUACUAGUGACGCGCUCUACCAACUGAGCUAAACGGGACUUAAUGAUUGCCAAGACCAGCACUUGUUGAACCUUAAAAGUUGCGUGGGAACUACGGAUCAGGAACUUGGCACAGACGCACAACGUUGAUCUCAGACCGUUGACCAGCGGCUAUCCAGCAACGUUGAACGGACCCUUCUCUCACAAUUUUAAUAUGGGGGCUUAUUACGACGAGAUCGAAAUUGAAGAUAUGGCAUGGGAUGAGGUAAAAGGUGUCUACCACUAUCCGUGCCCCUGCGGCGACCGCUUCGAGAUCUCUCGCAAGCAGCUUGCCAACUGCGAGGAUAUCGCAACGUGUCCGAGCUGCAGUCUGAUCAUCAGAGUUGUCUACGAUCCAGUACGUCAUGCGAAUCUUUUUCAGCGAGAUGUACAAACAAGAGCGGCAGCUUGAUUUUGAAGACGAACCUCCGGAUGACGAGGGGUCUGCAUCGGAGGAAAGUGAGGAGAGUGAGGAGGAAGAUGACGAUAGUGAUGCCGAUAAGUUCGAGGAUGCUCUUGAGAAGCUUACUCUAUCUGAGCCCUCGGCGGCGGCGGUUGCAGCAGCAGCAUGAGAGGUUGAUUUCCUCGCUUGUUCCGUGUCGAUCAUCGCUGCAGACGGCACUGGAUAACAUUCUAUGGAACAUUAAAAUUAUAAUAUUAAU
Messenger RNA from Suillus subaureus, 719 nucleotides. RefSeq lists its product as uncharacterized. The transcript has a single exon. Gene Ontology annotation, molecular function: metal ion binding. Lineage: Eukaryota; Fungi; Basidiomycota; Agaricomycetes; Boletales; Suillaceae. The record is from RefSeq and is a predicted model, not a curated record. Gene Ontology annotation, biological process: protein histidyl modification to diphthamide. The coding region runs from base 233 to 469 and encodes 78 amino acids.